Messenger RNA from Neocloeon triangulifer, 1289 nucleotides. RefSeq lists its product as uncharacterized. The transcript has 5 exons. The record is from RefSeq and is a predicted model, not a curated record. The coding region runs from base 93 to 875 and encodes 260 amino acids. NCBI's taxonomy places the organism in Eukaryota, Metazoa, Arthropoda, Insecta, Ephemeroptera, Baetidae.
AACAAAAAAGGCUGACGACGGUCCCAAGCCUGCCAGAAAACUCGACCAUCCUCGAACCCGGACAGGGACGAGGUGGAAGUUUGACCAUACCAAUGCCGCCCUACAGAGAAUUCCAUCUCUCUGGUGAGGCCCUUGGUGACGUGGCUGAUACCAUAAGAAGGCUGAAAGAGCGCCAGGCCCGAGGAGUUCCUGUUGCCAUUUUGCUCGCCGAGUUGCAUGACAUGCUGGACGACCUGGCCAUCACGCUUCUGCAACCUUCAACAAGUUCCCAAUCAAGUACCGGGGACGUGACUGGAUCGUCGAAGGCCAGCCUGAAGACUUUUGUCGUCACACGACUCCUCAUGGCUGAUUGCCUCAUCUUCCAUUUUCCGAGAAGGGCCUCCAUGCAAGACUUGCCUGAAGAAGUACUUCUUGCUGCAAGAACCAGCUUGGAUGAUAUGAACAUCCGAAAGGUUGUGGUUCUUGCCCACCACCUAAACUUGCAAUUCAACAUCUCUGAGGCUGGAUCGUCGAAGGCCAGCCUGAAGACUUUUGUCGUCACACGACUCCUCAUGGCUGAUUGCCUCAUCUUCCAUUUUCCGAGAAGGGCCUCCAUGCAAGACUUGCCUGAAGAAGUACUUCUUGCUGCAAGAACCAGCUUGGAUGAUAUGAACAUCCGAAAGGUUGUGGUUCUUGCCCACCACCUAAACUUGCAAUUCAACAUCUCUGAGGAUCCAGCCAUUUUGAGGGCCAGAGCAGCGGCUGAAACUCGCCUUCACUUCAGCAACGUACCUGCUCUUGCAACAGCCAGUUGCCCAAUAGUAGGCCCCGUACUACUACUGCGUUUUUACUCAAAUCCACUUAGAAACAAUUGCCUUAUAAUCUUCAUUAAUUGAAUUUCUGCCACACGUUUCUAUCAUUUGGUGAAAUAUAUGUGGGAAAAAAUGUGAAAAUUAAAUUUUUGUUGAAAAACAAUGUCAUUUCUGGAUUGCUGUUUGAUGUCACUUUCUGAAUAUCAACUUCACCUCUUACUUUGGGGCCUAACAUAUAUUUAUAUUAAACCGGUUUUACUAGAUAAAUUAAGGAAAUUCUGCGCAUCGCAAAACCAGUUAUGAUUACCAAGUUUUGUGAAUUAUCAGGAAAAACCUCAUUUUGGGGUGGCCAGAAAUGAAUGGUGGCCAAGAAUUGAGAGUCAACCAGAGCAUUGUGACGGCCCUGGCCCUUUUCAGCACCAGGACAGCAUCACUGCUUCUCUCCGAAGAGAGGAUUUGUCUUUUGUAAGAGCGGCACAAAUAAAUAUACCUACAACU